AUGAAACGAUCAUGGGAUGAUAUUCUAUUAGAAACUGCCACACUUUCCAAUAACUUUUACGAUUCUCCUCGAGGACCUCAACCCGUUGCCUUGUUAGUUCCAAGUUUCGACACUAACCAAAACGACGAAUUCACAACUUUCACAUUCGAUCAAAUUCAACCCGAAUCAAUUUCCUCUAAAAAUCUUGUAAAUCCAUACUUUUGUGAUAGAUACGAAAAGAGAAGAAAACAACGAGAUAUUUAUUCAUGGUCAGGAAAUCGUCAUGAAAAUUCACUUGUUGAAAAUAAUGGACAAAAUGUUUUGAGAGAAUUUCAAAAUCCGAAUCGAAAUUUAAUCAAAUUACUUCCAUCUGAAAUUCUACUCGAUUUGAUGUUUUAUAUGGACAAGUAUGCAUUGUUUAAUUUCAUUCAGACUUGUCGUGGAGUUUAUGAUUUGUUUGAUCGAGUUUAUGGAGAAAGUAUUGAAAGAUUAAGAAUUGAUAUUCUCAAUAAGAGAAGGGAUAUUAGGAAUGUGAAUCGAUUGGUGGAUUUAUUCUCCAAUACGGUACGAGAACCGUGUUGGAAUGAGAGUUUAGUUUAUCAUCAGGAUUCGAAUGAGAAUGUCAUGAUGACCUAUGAUCAAUAUUUUAGGAUGAAGAGUACUGUCAAGUGGCCAGUGAGGUAUUUUCAUGACCAUUUGAAAUUUAGAACAUUUAAGGUGGGAGAUCCAAUGAUUGAUGCGAUCAAUUCACAGGCCAUUGAGGAGGCGAAAAUUUUUUCGAAUAAGGAAUUUGAAGAGAUUAUUAAAAUACAGGAAGAAGCCAUUCCAGUAUUUCCCUAUGGAAUAUUUACUCAACCAGACACUUAUUAUCUCACUUUCGAUGAAUUGGUCAAGAGAAGAUGCUCAUUUAUGAACUUUGAUAAAAAACCAUGGUAUAAUGUGGUUUCUGGGUUGCCAAAAGUAGAUUGUGUAAUCCUUCCAAAUAUGUUGGAAUAUUCAUACGAAUUUAACAACCGUGCUCGUGAUUAUCAUUAUUAUAUGGAUAAAGAAACAAGUCCAAAUGCCACAAAAUGUGAAAGAAUUGUGAGAUUUUUCAAGAAUCCAUAUGAAAUGACAUUUUCAGAUUUUCAACAUCGAUUCAAGAAUGAAAUUUUGAAAGAUUACGAAUUGGCUAGAAUUUUAUUCUAUGAAUGUGCAUUUGAACAUAACAAAACUACCAAGACAAGAGAACGUUUUGUCAUUUCAGGAGGAUCUCUACUUCACACAUUGACAGGUUGUGGUUUCAGUGAUUUUGAUUUAUUUGUCAUUAAUAAUGGAGAAUCGGCAGAGGUUAUCAGUCAAGCAAUCAAACAAGUUUUAUUGAAAUUGGAAGAGAAAACCUCACAUUUAAAGUACAAUAUGAUGAGCUCCAAAGCUUCUAUUAAUAUUUGCCAAGAAGGAAAUGCAAAUAUUCAAAUAGUAUUACUGAACUAUGAGACCAUUGAGGAGUUACUUUUAUUUUUUGAUUUGGAUUGUUGUAAACUUGUGUAUGAUGGCGAGAGAAUAUUGACAGUUUUGGAAUGUUUGCGAUCUCUCAAGUAUAAGAUUAAUUUCAUCAAUAGAGAAUCAGGAGGAACCAGUGAAGUCCACCACGAAAGAGCUUUGAAAUAUGGAAAAAGAGGUUUCUUAACCAUUGUUGCUGAUUCCUUUCAUCCUCUCUUUCACGCAAUGCAUUGUGAUUUUAUUGUGGAAAGAAUUCGAAAGUCACUCAUUGAUAAAUAUGCAAACCGAAUUCAAACUGAAGGUAUCAUAAUGGGAAAUAAUCCAUUGGUUGAAUUAUUUGUGAAGGGUAAUGAAGGAUAUAUUCCAGACGCCUACAAUUCGAAAGAUAUAGAUGAAUCCAAUUUGCUUUAUCCUGUCGUAUUGAAGAGUGUUUCCUUUCAAUUUGUGGAAAAAUGUUUGACAAAUGGCAUUCUAUUUACUGUCAAGGAACAAUCACGCAGAAAAUGUAACCAAUCUCUUAACUUUGAACCAGAACAAGAAGCAGAAGCAGAAGCAGAUAUUCUCAAACGAUUGAAACUUGACGAAUAUGAAUUUAUGAAAAGACCUUCAGAUUUAUUUCAAAUUCUACCAGAAAAUCAAAAUCUUGUGAAAUCUAAAUAUUCAUAUGGACAUUUAGUUUGCAAAUUUAGCAUUGUACGCUGCCAAUACUGUUCUACUUACUUUUAUUCUCCAUUCAAUUCUUUACUAUUAAGGAAACAAAGAAUAAUUAAUGAUUGUAAUGGACAUUUUAUUAUUCAAUAUUUGGAAAAUAAGGAAAUUACAAAAGAUAAUUUUAAUCCAAGUACUAAUACGCUCUGUCUAUCAUGUUUGAAACGAUUGAAUUGUUAUGAAAAGUAUCAAGAUGCCUAUCUGGAUUACGAAUAUAGGAAUUCGAAUUUUGUGGAAAAUUUAAUCGAAACUAGAAUAAUUCAAACUAUUUACAAAAUUAAGAAGAAGGAAACAACUCAAAAAGGAAUAUCCAAGGAGAGACUAUUUGAUCUAUUAUCAGACGAAUUUCCACUUUCGGAUUUGGAAACUAAUUUGAAAAUUUUAAAAGUUAAACGACUUGUCAUUGAACAAGAAGGAGAUUCAACAACAGAUUUAACACUUUAUCCUCAAUUACCUAUCAAGACUUAUAGUAACAAAACUGUUGUUCCAUUCAAAUUCUAAUUAAUAAUUGAAUAAAACUGAGAGAAACUAUUCCUUUCGAAUAGGAACUUAAUU
Messenger RNA from Naegleria gruberi, 2724 nucleotides. RefSeq lists its product as uncharacterized. Bases 1 to 2670 code for a protein of 889 amino acids. Gene Ontology annotation, molecular function: protein binding. The transcript has a single exon. NCBI's taxonomy places the organism in Eukaryota, Heterolobosea, Eutetramitea, Acrasida, Naegleriidae. The record is from RefSeq and is a predicted model, not a curated record.